Molecule: messenger RNA, 2775 nt
Organism: Symbiodinium sp. CCMP2456
Lineage: Eukaryota; Dinophyceae; Suessiales; Symbiodiniaceae
Source: the annotation of a GenBank genome assembly
AUGGAUGAAGCAGGUAUCCGCGCGUUCUACGCGCAAGAACUCCUGCACCGGCCGAUCGUCUAUGCGUGUGGCGGGUGGCAGAAGCUGUGCCAGAUGCAUGGAUCAAUGAUCCACUACGAUGCCGACUCAGUUGCGACUCCUGACCGCAUCUCUCUUCCUGGCCACUGUUGCGCGUUUGCGCGCGGCUGCUGCCUCUCCGGAGCUCGCUGCCCCCAUGCACACCUGUCCCAUCGCCUCAAAGGGGCAGGGCCGCUACACUGUUCCGAUGGCCGGCGCUGCAAGUUUGGUCACUGGUGCAGCCUCCAGAAAGAGGCACGCUUGCCGGUGCCUGCUGCUCCGCCUUCAGGACCAGCAGCCGAAGAUGACGACUCGGAAAGCAGCUCCUCGGAAUGCGGUGAUGCGCCUGCGCCGGGCACCAUUGAGCUCCGCGCCAGCCAGAUCAGAUGGGCGCACAACUCGAUCAAGGCUCGAUUCCGGAAUGGCAUGCUGCUGGUGGACACCCUGAAAGAGCUGCUUGAUGGGAGCCUGCAGCCUCACCAACUUCCCGCCUUCUUCGUCUGGCAGCGGGGCAGUGCAUGGUUCGCCAUUACGGGCAACCGGCGCCUGUGGGUGCUAAGGGAGUUUGCAGAGAUCAGCGCUGUGGAGGUGGUCGUACGAGCUCGGCAGUUGAAUCCUUGGGUACACCUUUCCCCCUGGUUUCGACGGAUGUUUUCCACCGACUGCGACGGUAUGAAGGUCCAGUUUCGAGGCGCGCAAGGCCGGUACCCCAGCAUGCAGAUGGCCCUCCAGUCCGGCCGAAGCAUCCCGAGCUCAAGAGAGCUGCUUGUCGCACAGGAACUCCAGCAGUCGCCGCAUCCAGUUCCGCUUGAAGUGCUGGAGCGACGAUUCGCCGGGCAGUUUUCAGCUAGGGAGGUCGUGCUCUCCAAGCAGAGCCUCUUCACGGUGACCUCGGGCCAUGUCGCCCUUGCACGACCGGUGAAUCUCCCAGUUCCAGGUCUUACUGCACCGAAACCGGCCUCACCAACACCGAUGACUUCAAAGGUCCAUGGCGCCCCGCCGAUACACCCGAUGCCACCGCCCAAGGCUCCGCCAUCGCUCCAAAGCAUCCCCUCAGAGGAUCCAUGGGCCAGUGGCCACGACCCCUGGAGUCAAAGCUUGAAGGCAGGCGACCUUUCCACCUCUGCACCGCCGUGGAAGGCCCCGCCUCUCUGCAAACCUUCGGGCGAAGGAGCUGGAGACCCCUGGACAGGAGGGAAAGACCCGUGGUCGAUGGCCUCAGCGUCUUCCGCUGCCAUAAGAUACCGAAGCCCUCCGGCACCUCGGGCAUCGGACAGCUCCGAACCUUCCGCUGCGCAGACACCGGCGCCGAAGCCGAAGCGGCCGCCACCGCCAGUACCGAGCUCCUCAGAAGAGUCUGAAGCAGAGCCCGCUGCGGCUGUCAAAGUUGCAUCCUCCUCCGACUCUGACGGAUCCGAUGAGCCGGAGGAGCCGGAAGAACGUAGAUUCCGACAUCACGCUGCAAAGGAUCAGCCCUCCUACGCGAACAUCGACCGCUUGCUCGAAACAUUUCCCAGCAAGGGCUUCGCUGUUGCAGCUUUGCGUGAUCAUACAGCUCCAACGUCUACCGACAUGCAAGUCGGCUGGGUCCUUCGCAAUUCCGGCGGAUGUCUGUCUAUGGAUGAGCUCACUCAAAGGUGCAAAGAUCUGAAGAAGAUCAGCCACUUCUAUUUGCGGAGGAGGACACACCUGUUCAGUUCUGGGCAGCAGGGCAUUUCCUUCGCAGACCCUCCAGCCCUCAUCGAGGGCCAGGAUCUUCUGCCAGAGAACUGGGCAACGCGCUUCCCAAGUGAGGGCUUUGCCCUGGCAUCCACCUCGAAGGCAUGGGCGCCGACCGAAUUGGACUUUCAAAUCGGAUGGGCCUUGAGACAUGCCGGCGGCCAACUCAAGCGGCAGAAGCUUCGAGAGCAACUUGCAGGGCCGAACAGAAAUGUGAAGAACUUCUUGAAGCCGAAGUAUUUCCAAGAGAGGCCCCACUUGUUUGUGAUGAACGGCAGGACGCCUGCCGGCAUCAUCUCUUUUGCAGUCCCAGCUCGUAUUGCUCGACCUCAGGCCUCGUCGGCAACACCAGCCCCAGCGCAAGUCGACAUCAGCUGGGAAGAUGUCGUUUCUUCUGGGAUCUCAGCUCGCCUGGCACGAAAACAGGAGGGCACUGACACGCAGCAAGCAUCUGCAGAGCAGGUCUCGGUGGCGGGGUCGACGGAGCUAGCACAGAAGCCGCAGCAACCGGCGGAGGAACCAGGCGAUGACGGCGAUGGGGCAGAUUCUCUGCACGAGUCCCGGCUGCCUGAUUGCAAGUGGACCCGUUUCCCGAGUCUCGGUUUCGCUGCAGCCGCUGCCCGCGGCCCUGAGUACAUGCCGACGGUUUUCGACAUGGACCUCGGCUGGGCCCUGCACGAACUCUCAGGGGCUGCGGAUCCUUUGCAGCUGAAGGAGAAAUGUCCAAAGCUUCCCGAGACCUACACGACCAAGAGCUACUUGCAGAGCAAGCCACAUCUCUUCUGCUUCUCUGGUGAUAAAGUCCGGUUUCAGAGCCAGAUUCAAGCCCGCAUCGCGACGGUGUCUGGCACAAGUGCGAACGACGAUAAUGCAGAUUCCAGCGACAAGAGCCUGGAAGAACAGGAUGCAACCGCCGCGGCCUGCGAUGAAGCCGACGUCAUUCCGGAACAUGAAGAGCAAGAGAAGUUCCUCCAGGAGGCCGAAGAAGCCAAGCAGAAG